Planococcus citri (citrus mealybug) is the source of this 2081-nucleotide messenger RNA. RefSeq names its product maltase 1-like. The transcript is spliced from 8 exons. NCBI's taxonomy places the organism in Eukaryota, Metazoa, Arthropoda, Insecta, Hemiptera, Pseudococcidae. Gene Ontology annotation, biological process: carbohydrate metabolic process. The record is from RefSeq and is a predicted model, not a curated record. Bases 283 to 1989 code for a protein of 568 amino acids.
ACUACAAGUAUUUUGGUGGUUUUGCAUAGUACGUGACUAAGUGUAGGUACCCUACCCACUCGUGCAAAAAAAAUGAUGCAAAAAUUAUCGCUUAAAUACUGAUGCAUGAUGAAAUGAAAUUCAUAACGUCUCAGUUCGUUUCAAUCGGGCAUCGUUUCGGUUCGUUUUUCGACAAAUAAGAGUACUUUUUUCCUUCAACGACAACUUUGAACUACAAAAAUUGUUCGAUUUUUGAAAAAAUUUCAGUUUCAAAGUUUUGAAUUAAAAUAAUUGAAAAAAAAAAUGAAAUUCUUUCAAAUUUUAAUCGCGUCGUUAUUCGUACCAAGUAUUUUGGCUUUGGAUAAAACUUGGUGGAAACACGCCUGUAUUUACGAAAUAUAUUUGAAAUCAUUCAAAGACAGCGAUGGUGAUGGAAUAGGAGACCUCAAAGGACUGAUUUCCAAGCUUAAUUAUCUAGCGGACAUUGGAAUUGAUACUAUUUACAUGCCACCUUUUUUUCCAUCUUCUAAGGCUGAUGGCGGAUAUGAUAUUACCGAUUUCAAAGGAAUUGACCCCAUUUUCGGGACGAUGGAAGACUUCGAACAAUUGAUGAAGGAAAUGAAAUCACGAGGUUUAUAUUUCUUAAUAGACUUGGUGAUCAAUCACAGCAGCGAUGAACACGAAUGGUUUCAGAAAUCAAUCGAUAGGAUUGAUCCAUACACAGAUUACUAUGUCUGGGCUGAUCCAAAAGGCUACGACUCGAAUAAAAAACCUAUUCCACCAAAUAAUUGGUUCAGUAUAUUCCAUUUACAUGAAAGUGGAAGUGCGUGGACUUGGAACGACAAAAGGAAACAAUUCUAUCUGCGACAUUUCACAGAAAAGCAACCUGAUUUGAAUUUGAGAAAUAAUGCAGUUAAAGCUGAAGUAAAAGACAUAAUCAAGUUUUGGUUGGAAAAGGGAGUAACUGGAUUCAGAGUUGAUGCACCGAUGCUACUUUUAGAGGACGAGCACCUUCAAGAUCACCCACCAUUAAAACCCGAACACACGCUAGAAACAAUAUUCGCUAUUGAUGAUUACAAGACCCAUGUCCACCAUCCGGAUACAUUCAAAUUUAUCAACGAAUUACACCAAUUUGUUGCGCAGUAUGAUAAAAAGUCAAGAAAAUCAACUCAAACUGCUUUAAUUGGAGAAACAUUCGGAUCAGCUCCAAAACUCAUGAAAUAUUACGGAACAAGACGGUUCCCAGUGUUUGAUUUACCAUUCAAUACUCUGUUGACAUGUUUGAAGACAUAUUUGGAUGCUCACCAGCUUCAUGAUUUCCUUCGCACGUGGUUGGAUCAAGUACCAAAAGGCCUUCCAUCAAAUUGGGCUCUGGGUAAUCACGAUAAUGGCAGACUUGCGCGUGCUUUUGACGUAGAAUACAACUCUAUUCUAUUAGCACUAGUUGCCAUGCUACCUGGAAUAGGCUCCGUGUAUUAUGGAGAAGAACUGAGCAUCGGGGCAAAUAAUCUGGUUCAGAUGGAUGAUGCUUAUAACAGAUUUACUCAUCGCUCACCGAUGCAUUGGGACGAUUCGAGAAAUGCUGGAUUCACUUCAGCUGAGAAACCUUGGCUACCAGUUCAUCCAAAUUACUGGCAAUUCAACGUUGAAACUCAAAUGGCUCAUGAAAACAGCAGUUUGCAUUACUUCAAGGACUUAAUGUCGUUUAGGAAAACCGACACGUUUAAAUAUGGCGAUUUGAAGUUUCACAUUGUCUCAAAAUGGAUUCUAGCUUUCUCCAGAACUCAUAAACGAACUAGAUAUAUAACAAUAAUGAAUUUAGGAGCGGAGACUGAGCCUAUAGAUUUGUACGCCAAUCUGGACAAUGUUCCACCGACCAUGACUGUGGCAGCUUCGGGUCCGAAUUCCGGGUAUAAGAAAGGUUCUAUCAUCAAAACGACACCUAAUUAUCCAACUUUGUCUGUUCUUCGACCUCAUUCUGCACUUAUACUCGAGUCAAUAAUACAAUGAGCUAUACCUUAUUGGAGGAAAUGCAUUAAAAAGCGGGGAAAUGGAAAUUGUAUUUUUAAAAAGUUGAGAAUGUAUCAUGAAACGUACCAAAA